Messenger RNA from Betta splendens (Siamese fighting fish), 4292 nucleotides. It is a transcript of the gene cnot4a, whose product is annotated as CCR4-NOT transcription complex, subunit 4a. The coding region runs from base 344 to 2755 and encodes 803 amino acids. Gene Ontology annotation, cellular component: CCR4-NOT complex. Gene Ontology annotation, molecular function: RNA binding; metal ion binding; ubiquitin-protein transferase activity. Gene Ontology annotation, biological process: protein ubiquitination. The transcript is spliced from 14 exons. NCBI's taxonomy places the organism in Eukaryota, Metazoa, Chordata, Actinopteri, Anabantiformes, Osphronemidae. The record is from RefSeq and is a predicted model, not a curated record.
CUACUUUAAUGCUAGCUAAGAUGGUGGUUUGAGCGUAAAUUGUCUCUACAAUACCAAGAAAAGAAAGGCGCAAAACAUCUUUAUAGCCUUUUCGUUACAAUAGAAUUACACACUUACGGUUAUUUUAACAGGCCGUUUAUAGUAAUUUUGACAUUUUAGAUACAUUGGCUCGCAGUCCCCGCCCAAUUUGGUGUGACUCCCUUGGAGUGGAAUUCUAAGCUAAAUACGGACAGGUCUGGCUUUGCCGUUUACUUCGCCCACUGGCAGUGGUGUUGUCACGAAGAAACCAGACAGCCCUGUGCUGUGUAACGAGCUUCAACACUCAACCUCGCCGUGCCAUAGGAUGUCCCACAGCCCUGAAUUGAAGGACGACCCCAUGGAGUGCCCACUGUGCAUGGAGCCGCUGGAGAUUGAUGAUGUCAACUUCUUCCCCUGUACCUGUGGCUACCAGAUUUGCCGUUUCUGUUGGCAUCGCAUUCGCACAGACGAGAACGGCCUCUGUCCUGCCUGCAGAAAGCCAUACCCUGAGGACCCAGCUGUGUACAAGCCUCUGUCACAGGAGGAGAUCCAAAGGAUAAAGAAUGAAAAGAAGCAGAAACAGAACGAGAAGAAGCAGAAGGUGACAGAAAAUCGGAAGCAUCUGGCUAGUGUCAGAGUGGUCCAAAGAAACCUGGUUUUUGUUGUGGGGCUCUCUCAGCGACUUGCCGACCCUGAGGUCCUAAAACGACCAGAAUAUUUUGGCAGAUUUGGGAAAAUUCAUAAAGUGGUGAUCAACAAUAGCACAUCUUAUGCAGGUUCACAGGGGCCUAGUGCCAGUGCCUAUGUCACUUACAUUCGCUCUGAAGAUGCUCUAAGAGCAAUACAGUGUGUGAACAAUGUGGUUGUUGACGGCAGAACACUCAAGGCUUCUUUAGGCACAACAAAGUACUGCAGUUACUUUCUUAAAAGUAUGCAGUGUCCCAAACCUGAAUGUAUGUAUCUACAUGAGCUGGGGGAUGAAGCAGCUAGCUUUACUAAGGAGGAGAUGCAGGCAGGGAAACAUCAAGAAUACGAGCAGAAACUCCUCCAAGAUCUCUGUAAAAUUAACCCUAGCUUUCUACAACCACCAACAUGUGGAACAGAGAAGUCAAAGAGUAAAUCCAGCUCCACACAGAGCAGAACAAACAACAGCAAUGGUAAAGAUGGGUGGCCUACACUGUCGGGGCAUAACAAACUGGCAAAUGGGCUUUCAGAAGACCGCAAGUCCCCACCGCUGCUAGACUAUCUAGACCAAGAAGUUACAUCAGAUGGGCUAGAUCCAGAGUUAGGUCCGGGCCAGCACACUGCCCUGUCACCCUUUUCAUCUAACUGUGAUAGCAACAGUCCUAGUGACAAACCCCCAGAGUCGAUUGGUAUAGUGAAUGGAGAGACCUUACAACAGAUACCCACCAGUGACUCCCCCUCUCCUCCCCCAGGCUUAACUAAACCCAGCCUGGUGGUGCCCAUCAGCGUUUCAGACCUUACAGCCCGUUCGCCCUUCGAGGGUGCGGCAGCUGAGUCGCAGUCACUUUUUUCAGACAACAGUAACUUCAGACAUCCUAACCCACUCCCCGCAGGCUUACCCCCAUUCCCCAGCUCCCCUCGCGGCAGCUCUGACUGGCCCAUGACCCCUGAACCACAGAGUCUCUUUACAUCAGAGACAAUACCAGUGUCUUCUUCCACAGACUGGCAGGCAGCCUUUGGCUUCGGGUCAUCAAGCAAACAGCAGGACGACGACCUAGGCUUCGAUCCUUUCGACGUCACCCGCAAAGCAUUGGCUGACCUAAUAGAGAAGGAGCUGUCAGUCCAGGAUCAGAACGCCUCAUCCCCAGGUCCCCUGGCCCAGGGGAGCAGCCAUGGUGUCGGCCUGCCGCCCCCCAACCCUAACCCCAGUGCCUCUCAUCACUUCCCCAGUGGCCUGCCACGCCUCCCCCAGCUCCACCACAGAGCCAUCUACAGCUCCUUCAGUUUCCCCGGCAGUCAGAACAACCAGGCCAGUCAGCAGCAGUCAGCCACCAGACACCCCUGGAUGGGCGUCCCCAUACGAAAUAACCUCACACACUUGAACCACUCAGCCACUGCUGCCUCACACAGUAAUUUCCUGGACCUGAAUCUGCCCCCUCAGCACAACACAGGGCUGGGAGGGAUCCCCAUCUCAGAAAACAGUGGCUCUAUAGACGGCUUAAAUGUGAAAGAGUGGCAGGACGGUCUGAGAGCUCUCCUGCCAAACAUCAAUAUCAACUUUGGGGGUCUCCCAAACUCCUCUUCCUCUUCAUCCUCCUCAUCCUCCAAUAGUGUUAAUCACAUCGGUGGGCCGGUGGGGCCAGCAGGCAUUUCACACAGUCUUAGCUGGGACAGCACAGCCAGCUGGAUGGAUCCUGCUAUCAUCACAGGUACAAAGACUAAGUGCAUCCCAGCCACGGCAGGCAGCAGUAUAGACUGUCUCCAGGACGACAACCCACCACACUGGCUCAAGUCCUUGCAGACGCUAACAGACAUGGAUGGCCCAGCAAGCUCGUCAGUUCCCCCUCCCCAGCCCCUCCACAGCGGCCUCCUGGACGCCCACCUCCCACUCCACCACAGAGCCGCCGCCGGCUGGGCUCCCUACCUGCCCCCUCUCACAGCCAACCCUUCCAGCCAGUUUCACUCCCCUCCCCCAGGAUUCCAGACCGCCUUCAGACCCCCAGGACAGCCUGCCACAGAGCUGCUACAGAGUGCCGCUGUGGAUCGCCACUGAACACAGACUACAACAGACACCCAUCCUUUCCCCCACUACAACAUUAUACCCACUCAUCCUGUAUCCCACUGCCCUGACCACCCACCCUACCCCAAUGCAAUACACAUCAAUCUGCAGAGUAUGAAAAAUUAUUAACAAAGUAACAACCAUGCUUUCUUCUUUUUCUCUUUCCUCCUUUUUUGUCGACUCCGAAGGCCUUUUUGUUUUCAUUUGUUGCACACAAGUUAUCUGUACCCUUUGUCUGCUGCCAUCACAACUCCUUAGACUGACUUCUGGGCAUAACGCAGAUGAUUUAUGGUGUGGCUUAUUGUUAAUGGAGAGCACAAGAACCAGAAUAGAAUCAAGUGCCCAGUAAUGACACAAGUCAUGGCUCCACAAACCACAAACAAAUUAGAUAAAGUGAGGUCUUUUUUUAAAAAAGUAACCGAUUAAGCAUGAAAAGCAUUUGUGUUUUUGAAAGUUAAAGUCACGAUUCGUUUUCAAGGAAUGAAGCAAGCUGUGAAUCUGCUCGUGAAGCUUUGCCCCAAAGACCCUCAUCUUUCCCACUUUAACAGGAGACUGUGAAACGGUUAACCCUUACAGCUAAUUUGUGAAGAACACAAGGUGAGAGAAAAGGGGUGUCGCUUAGCUUUUUACAGAGUGGGUUUGAAAUAAUUGGGGAAGGAAGCUGUGAUUGGAGUGAAUGCAGAUGACACCGGGGAUUUGAGGGCACAGGCUAUGCAUGGGCUCUCUGUUAGGUAGAGACACAAAUGGCCUGUUUAGGAGGCCACUUGGCCCCCAUUCCCUUUAGCGGAGGGCUCCCACUGGCCCGGUACUGCUGCAGGGAAAAUUUUGCUAAACCUCUGUAUCAGAGGAUAGAGCACUGCCUAACCGCAGGGAGCCAGGGCUUUGGGAAAUCGUGGCACACAUCCUGAGCACUAGGGUUAGACUCUUAAUCACAGUGCCACUGUGUGGUACCGACAGUAGCUAGCCCUAACAUGGACAGCCACAGUAGACAGGACAAUGACUAAAUGGAAGAAGAUACGUGAGGGGCGCUAAAGGGUUAAAAGAUCCCUUUGGUCGACCCACGAGGGCUUAAUUGAGGCCUUAAACUGAACCGAAGACAGGAAGAAAGGCGAGUCAAACAUCAAUGAUUGCUGAAAAGUAUGCAAUAUUGUGUGCUUGACUUCAGCAAUGGCAUGAGUGUCAUAAAGGAAAGCGCUGCAAGACGAGUACUGUAGUAGUGAUUCACGGAGCACUCAGCCUUUAGGAUUUGAGAUCAACCUCUCUGACCACCGCCUUUUUCUUUUUGAAGUCUUAAUUCUGAUCUGUGUUUGCGCUGUCUCUCUCUCACCAUCCCUCCUCUCUCCCUCCUGCUCUUCCCUGUUUAACAGUAUUCACAAAAAUGAACAAACUCAUCCAGGAGAAACCAACACAGUCAUACAAUGGGUUUUAACAUAAUGUUGCAAGAAGAAAAAAUAAAUUGAGGCGCUUAAAAGGAAGUGAACUGCCCUCUGCAGGUCUGAAAAAAUGAACCUUAAAUAAAACUGAAAACUCA